This is a messenger RNA of Tuber melanosporum (Perigord truffle), 903 nucleotides long. RefSeq lists its product as uncharacterized. The coding region runs from base 1 to 903 and encodes 300 amino acids. Lineage: Eukaryota; Fungi; Ascomycota; Pezizomycetes; Pezizales; Tuberaceae. The transcript has 2 exons. The record is from RefSeq and is a predicted model, not a curated record.
AUGUCAAUGUACUAUGCGACGCUGUUGACCUAUAGUGAUCGUCAAACAAAAUUGUUCUCGAAAGCGCGAACCCAUCCCAGUAUCCUUGCAGACCUCUACAACAAGCUCAAUUGUCAAUACCUUCUGAUACCACAUCCCAUCGGCGACGGAAAACGCCGACCCCCGCUGCCAGCAUUGACAAUCGAUGGCUUCGAGCAUUGGAUGCUCAUACAAGUUCUGCUGAACCCGGAUGAAGAAUACCAGCGUCUAACAGCUUUCCUCCGAGCUCAGAAUCGCGUCGUAAUCGAUUCGGCGACACAACGACCCGUACCAACGACCUCGAUCCCCCGUUCGGCAUUGCCAGCAGCCCCGAGCGACUGGGUCGUCAAGCGCUACGCAGGUCUUCUCGAGAAAGCCCUCAACUCCACCGUCGGCCGUGCCGAAGAGAUAGAGGAAGUGCCAGACAUCGAAGGCACUCGGAAAGAACUCGCAUACUUCAAGCAAAGAUCCACCGAGACGCAAUCAGAAACCCACAAAACACAAGCGGAGCUAGUGAGCACGCGGAAAGAACUGGGCUGGAUAAAGACGAAACUGACGGGUGCACAAUCCGAGGAGGAAUCCACACGUAAACGGCUAGCGGAGAGGGACGGAGAGAUAGAAUGGCUGAAGAAGAGGCUGGCAGAGACGCAAGCGGAACUGGACAGUUCAAAGAAUGAAGUGGAGGGAUUGAGGAGGUUGAAUUCUGCUAGGAGUGGGAGCGUCUCCUCGGUCAGUUCCGCCGGGACACCUUACCCUACUGGCGGGGGCGCGCAGGGCACCAGGCCGCCGUAUCCUGUUGGUGCAACACCGUUGUCCCCGGCCGGGGCUCCGGCGCCGUCGCAGGGCGCACCCUAUUACCGGCAGCAGUAUCGGCCGUCGACAUGA